This is a messenger RNA of Diceros bicornis minor, 2288 nucleotides long. RefSeq names its product diphosphoinositol polyphosphate phosphohydrolase 3-beta. NCBI's taxonomy places the organism in Eukaryota, Metazoa, Chordata, Mammalia, Perissodactyla, Rhinocerotidae. The coding region runs from base 74 to 568 and encodes 164 amino acids. The record is from RefSeq and is a predicted model, not a curated record. The transcript is spliced from 2 exons. Gene Ontology annotation, biological process: diphosphoinositol polyphosphate metabolic process; diadenosine pentaphosphate catabolic process; adenosine 5'-(hexahydrogen pentaphosphate) catabolic process. Gene Ontology annotation, molecular function: bis(5'-adenosyl)-hexaphosphatase activity; diphosphoinositol-polyphosphate diphosphatase activity; bis(5'-adenosyl)-pentaphosphatase activity. Gene Ontology annotation, cellular component: nucleus; cytoplasm.
CGGCGGCGGCGGCGGCGACGACGACGACGACGACCCGAGCAGCAGCGAGCAGCGGGAGCAGGCGGCCUCGAGGAUGAAGUGCAAGCCGAACCAGACGCGGACCUACGACCCGGAGGGGUUCAAGAAGCGGGCGGCGUGCCUGUGCUUCCGCAGCGAGCGCGAGGACGAGGUGCUGUUAGUGAGUAGCAGUCGGUACCCGGACCGCUGGAUCGUGCCGGGCGGGGGCAUGGAGCCCGAGGAGGAGCCGGGCGGUGCGGCGGUCCGAGAGGUGUACGAAGAGGCGGGAGUCAAGGGGAAGUUAGGCCGGCUCCUGGGCAUUUUCGAACAGAACCAAGAUCGCAAGCACCGAACGUACGUGUAUGUACUGACUGUCACUGAGAUUCUGGAGGAUUGGGAAGAUUCGGUUAGCAUUGGGAGGAAGCGAGAGUGGUUCAAAAUCGAAGAUGCGAUCAAGGUUCUCCGGUGCCACAAGCCCGUGCAUGCCGAAUAUCUGGAAAAACUAAAGCUGGGCGGUUCCCCAACCAAUGGAAACUCCGUGGCCCCGUCCCUGCCAGAGAGCGAUGCCUAAUGAACAGCAAAGAUAUUCAAGCUUGCUUUGAAAGAAUAAAUUUUGUGAACCAAUGGAAUUGUCAAGUACAAGUUGGCGCUUUCAUGUUUCCAAGGAGACGGCUCAUCUGGUUUUCCUCCUACAUCUUGGAACACUCCUUCCCUGUCUAUUCCACUGACUCCUCUUGCCCUGGUUGUUGUACUAUUGUACGUGAACAGACUCUUAAUUUAGCACCUAUCGCCUUUUGUUAAUGCUUUUUUGAUGUGUCUGCCUUCUCCAUUAGACUAUGAUAUCCUUGAGAACAAGGACCACAUUUCCUUACGCUUUGCAUAUUCUGCAUCUGAGACACUACUUGAAAUAUGGUUGACAUCACUGACGCUUCUUUGAUUCAAUUCAUUUUUUGUAAUCACUACAUGGCAAAACAUUCCCCUUCCAAUCUGGUGCUAAUAGAGUAUCUAUGCUGUCUAGGCACCCUGUGUGUGGCUUUUCUCUAUCAGGUUUCAGAAACUUUUCAAGGCAGUUGUAAGAUGUUCAAGGACUAGAAUUAUUACUCAUAUUUUUGUGUCAUAUCACACAGUGGUUUAGUACAGUUUUAAGAUUACUCAAUCACUUAGGGCAACAUUUUGUAGAAUCAGUCCUUUGUAUAACAACGUCAGUGUUUUUGUACUAUUGUUAAUUUGCUUAAAAUUUUCUUCAAAAAAUAUCACUUGCUAUAAAACUAACUAUAAAAAUAAAUACAAUGAACACAAGAUAAUAUUGUGAGUUUUUAUAAAAAUAAAUUUUGAUGUUUUUGCAAUGCCAUAACCACUUCGUUCAUGUAAUCUUAACAUCUCUGAAGAAAAGAUUGUUUUUCUUAUUUUACAGAUUCAGUAUACUGUAUUAUUUGAUGCAAGAGCCAACCAAGACUGGAGUAUAGGCCGUUUCCAAAGUUAAUUAUGCUAUUUAGUUUGCCUAGGUUCCUUUUGCAUCUCUUACUGAUUCAGUUGGCCACAGUUUUCAUCUCCUUUUCCAGUACACUUAGCUAGCUCCUCAUCCCGCCUGGUUCUGCAUGUAAGACUGCAGAAGACUGAGAGACAGGUAAAUUGUUGUCACUUGGAAAGACAUUCAAAAAAAAAAAAGAAAUCUGUGAGGCGGGCCACAGAAAAUGAAGGAUUUAGAAAGAGAGGACUUGGGUCAACUGCCUCCAGGAGAGCAACUUUAAGAAAAUGACAAAGAUGUUUAGAGGAAAUUUUAUGGUUUCGCCAUGGGAUUUGUGAUAUCAGCACUCUUCCCCAGCUCCCUACAGAGGCCGCAAAGUGGCUUUAAUAUGGUAGUUUUAUUUCUUUUGCUUUAUAAAGCAGGUACAUCAGAAAAAACUUGGGCUCCAUUUUAGUGUUACACCCUUCCUCAUGGUAUCAGUGAAAUGUAUUGAUUUUUCCCCCAAUCCUUGCAGAAUUUGAAAUAAAAACACAUCUUCCCAAUUUAUUGAUUUUUUUUUAGGUGUAAUAUGGUACUGUACUGUGGUUAUGUUUUUUUAAAAAUCCUUAUCUUUUAGAGAAAUGUACUGUAAAUUUUACAGAUAAAAUGAUAUGCUCCUGGUAUUUGCUUCAAAAUAAUCUGAGGGUGGGGUAGGUGAGUAUAUAGAUGAAACGAGAUUGAUGAUAAAUUGAUAAUUGUUGAAGCUGUGUGAUGGAUAUCUAAGAGUACGUUAUACUAUUCUCUAUACUUUUGUAUAUGUUUGAAAUUUUCCAUAAUAAAAAUU